UAGGAUAACUCCAGAUAACAGAGACAGGCUGGGCGUGACGAACUGACACAGCACAAAGAUCUGUGCUCACAGUCAGGGAACUUCAGCUUUAUUUCAACUUUAAUCUGAUUCAUUCAGGUUUGAAACUCAGGCUCUGUUAUUCACUGCAAAUACCAACACAGACUAAGAGUCGAAUCAAAACCACACGGCAGUUGGAUUAAAACUGCACCGUAACACCAACAUGUCUGCUGGGACUGCAGCGCUCUGCUCGAUUUUGCUGUUUGUCUUCGUGGCUGAGUCUGCAGACCAGAAAAUCAUAGCUGAAUCUGGACAGGACGUCACUCUGACAUGUCGAGCUCCAAACAACAUCGACAAUGUAAAGUGGAGCAGAGCUGACCUGGGAGAUAAACAUGUUCUUUUGUACAAGGAUGGUCGCUUUGUUUUAGAAAACCAGCAUGAAUCUUUUGAGAAACGUGUGGAUCUGCAGGACAGACAGAUGAAGGAUGGAGAGGUGUCUUUGAUUCUGAAGAAUGUGACGAUUAAUGACACUGGAACAUACAAGUGUGGUGUGAUGAGACAGAGAGAAGGUUUAAGUCUCAUCACAAGUGUCUACCUGCAUGUUGAUCCUCCAGGUCAGACAGGAUGGCACAGCAAGAAGGUCAGACAGGUGAAUCUGUCAAGUGGGCUGUCACUGUUUCUGCAGUUCUUGUUGUUGUUUUUGUUUUUUGUUGGAGAUGCAGAAAACAGCAUCCUGCUGAUCAAUAGAGUGCACAACAUCUUCAGACUUAAGAUCAUCAAUCAUGAUCAUCCAUAAUGUGAUGUUAUUUCUCAUUUCUCUGAUGUUGAUCAUGUUCAGACUCAGACCAACAGUGUAUGUCAGUGACUCUGAACUACAGUUUAUUCAUCUUCAGGCUGUUCAUGAACAUAAAGCAAAACUGUUACAAACGUGUGAGUGUAUGUGAUAUAAUCUCAGAAUCUAUGCAUGUUUUUGUGUUUUAGCUUCAGCAGCUGUUUGUAUGAACAACUAAAGAUCAGCUGUUACUGUGUAUUUGUUGUUCUGUGAAUUAUAGACAAUUAAUAAUCUGGCUCAUUGUUCUGCUACAACUGAAUGACAUUUGCUAAUCUCACAAGUUAACAUUACUUAAUUAUUUUUUCUUUUUUUAUUUGAAAAAUUUUGACCUUACAGAGUAAAAUUGUAUAAAAGGAAAGAUGUGUGUGGUUACAGACUCAGAUAUUUCUCUUCCUCUGAUCCUGAACUUCUUUCAUUUAACUUUUCUUGCAGUGAAUCUGUGUAAAGGCAAAUUUGUUCAUCAACUUGUUUGUUAAUGAA
Molecule: messenger RNA, 1309 nt
Organism: Oreochromis niloticus (Nile tilapia)
Lineage: Eukaryota; Metazoa; Chordata; Actinopteri; Cichliformes; Cichlidae
Product: selection and upkeep of intraepithelial T-cells protein 1
Exons: 4
Coding region: 221-793 (190 amino acids)
Biological process (GO): negative regulation of T cell proliferation; immune response; cellular response to lipopolysaccharide
Cellular component (GO): external side of plasma membrane
Source: RefSeq, a predicted model, not a curated record